Cercopithifilaria johnstoni is the source of this 2970-nucleotide messenger RNA. Lineage: Eukaryota; Metazoa; Nematoda; Chromadorea; Rhabditida; Onchocercidae. The record is from the annotation of a GenBank genome assembly.
AUGUCAUUAAAAUCAGUCGUAUUGGGCGAUGAUCGAGAAGCAUCCAUCAAGCAUCAGGUUGUAUCGGUACAUAAAGCGUUAAAUAAAAAUGAAGUACCACUUAAACAUAAACAUGCACGGCAAGUAAUCGUUGGAACGCAUAAGGAGAAAUCUUGUGCAUUAUUUUGGAGUUGUAUUUCGCGCAUUCAGCUGGAAAAAAACCCAGUCAUUAGCUGGAAAUUUUGUCAUUUGCUUCACAAGCUAAUCCAGGAUGGUCAUCGAAAAGUGUUAGAAGAAUCGGUUCGGUAUAAAGCCCGUAUCGAAGCGCUAGGGAAUUUUUGGUAUCAUCUUGAGAAUUCCGAUUACGGUCGGCCUAAUUCUUCUUAUUGUAAAAUGCUCGUCAGCCGCCUCGAAUUUCAUAGCCGAAAUCAUUCUAUACCGGGGAAUCUAAGAUUGAACGCUAAUCAGGUUAAGGCAUUAACAAAUGCUGAUGUGAACCAGUCGUUUGAGCUUUCAAUUGAAAUGCUGGAUCAAAUGGAUGAUUUGCUGGCUUUGCAGGCGGCCGUUCUCAGAAAAGUGGACAAUGUUAAUUGGAGUUCUUUAGUUCCUCAAGGACAGUGCAUGUUAUCACCAUUAAUACUUAUAAUUCUUGAUACAAGCAAAUUCUAUGAUCAUCUGGUGAAAUUAAUUUUCAAGUUGCAUUCAAAAUUGCCUCCAGACGCACUGCAAGGUCAUAGGAGUCGAUUCAAUUCUAUUUUUCAGCAAACAAAGGAAUUUUAUGAAACUUCAACAAAUUUGCAGUAUUUUAAAUUUCUAGUUUCAAUUCCAAAACUGCCGACAUAUCCACCUAAUUUUCUUCAGGCAUCUGAACUCGAAAGUUAUCAAGCACCAAAUGCUUAUCUUCACGGUGAUAACGUUAGCGAAGCCGAUACUCCUCCUGAUGAACGAUCUGUAACUGAAGAAAGUUUAGUCGAUGUUGUAGAAACUGGAUUGCAGAACAGUUUUGAUCAUAUGGGUUCAAAAGAUGCGAUAAUUGAAGCUUUAAGGCGAGACGUGGAAGAUGCGCGUUAUCACAAUGAAAGGCUUAUGAACGAGGCACGUGCUCGUAUUGAACAGUAUGAAAAACGCUUAGUGCAAGCGCAACAAGAAAAUGAUCAUUACAAGCAGACACUGGAUGAAGUGAAGGGCGAAGUCGAUAGGUUACGACAGUUAACCAUAGCAAGGGGACAGCAGGCAGUCGAUGAGGCCCGGUUACUCGAAACUGAACAAAAAGCUCAAAGCAGUGAACUUAAUUAUCAGAGAAUGAAGAGCGCUUAUACUAAUUUACGACAAGAGCACAUUGAGGCCCUCAAGAAGCUUUCUGAGGCUCAGAAAGAGUUAACAUCUUGUCAGACGGAGAAGCAAGGCAGUGAAGAAACCAUUUCAAAUCUGGAAAAGAAAGUAGCAGAUUUGGAACAAGAAACAACCGAUAACAAAGAAAAAGUACAAGAUGCUAGUAUAAACAUCGACAACCUCCAAAGAAGGAUAACUGAACGAGAUAAUGAAGUUCGGGAACUGAAGCAAGUAUGUUGUAAAUCAAAAAAGGUUGAUGUUUUAAAAGAAAAUCUAUCCAAAAGACAGGAAGGAAGUUUAAGAUUAGAACAAAAAAUUCGAGCAGUAGGUGGUUACACAAUGGAGCAGAUGAAAGCAGAAAAUAUCAAGAAUGUGGAAGAAAUGGAAGAGAAAAACACAGCCAAAUUAGACACUGUUCUGAAAAAUUCAUUAAUUAUACAGUUGCAUUUUUAUCUCGUUCAUUUCACCAUUACAGUUUCUUUGGGUGAAGUGUAUAGUCAAAUCCUGAAACAGUCGGGUGAGGAUCUCCAGCAUGUUUUAUCAAUCACUUACCCUAAUCAAUUAGUUCUACCAGCUCUUCGUUUUGUCGUUGAAACUACUGAAAAAGCGAUUAAUGAAGCCGAUGGUGAACAAUCUGACAAGUUAUUUCGUACUUUGACUUUUUUGGGGCAUUAUCUUGCUGAUGUUUUAUUAAAUAGUGCUGCUGCGGCUAAUGUUGUUUCUAUCGAGCAUUUUCAAAUAGUGCAGGAACAAUGCUGUAUUGUAAUAGCUGACGCUGUUACUGCUUAUUCAGUGGUUGGAAACCGAAGUUUGAAGUCUGUUAAGGAACCUUUGGUAAAGCUUAAGAGUUCUUUGGAAAGACUAGAAGAAAUGUGUCUCAAUUUGCCGGCUGGUUCGAGUGAUGUGACGGCUGAAAUAAUCGGUGCUGAACUUGAGCAAGAGAUGAAACGUAUGGACGAAGCAAUCCAAAAAGCUGUACAAUUAAUUGAAGAAAUGCAAAAGAAAAGUCGAGCUACUGAUUCCGGGAUACGUUUAAAGGUCAGCGAAGAAAUUUUGGAUUCUUGCAACCAGCUAAUGGCAGCAAUAGUAACGUUGGUAACAAAAAGUCGAGCAUUGCAAGAAGAGAUCGUUGCCGCUGGUCAUGGCACAGCUAAUCCAAAUGAAUUUUAUAAACGAAAUCAUCAGUGGACUGAAGGUUUACUUUCAGCAGCUAGAGCGGUUGGAGUUGCAGCAACGGUGCUUGUUCAAAGGGCGGAUGAUGUAGUUUCUUGUCAAGGGAAAUUGGAAUAUUUGAUUGUUGCAUCACAAGAGAUUGCAGCAAGCACUGCACAAUUGUUUGUAUCAUCUCGUGUGAAAGCAGACCGUGAUUCACAGCGAUUGAAAGAGCUCUCUGCAGCAUCCUGUUCGGUAAAUAACUGUACUGCAAAUAUUGUUGCUACGGUGAAAAAUGCUCAAAUAACCUUGAAUGAGCAAAGAGAUCUCGACUUUAGUCAUUAUACUCUACACGAUACAAAAAAAGAAGAAAUGGAAAGCCAGGUACGUAUUUUGGAGCUGGAAGACAAAUUAGUACGCGAACGGACACAUCUUGCGCAGCUAAGAAAGCAACAUUAUCAACUCGCCCAAAUUGCUGAAAAUGAUAGUAUUUCUGCUGAUAGAUAA